AUGAAACAGACUACCCGUUACUCAUACGAGUCGAUUCAGCCUGGCCAGUUCCGCAUGUGUCGCUUUGUCCAAGAUGGGGACUGCUUAUCCGCAGUUCUCGAGACGUUCUCAGUCGACGGACAAAAUCCCCAAUACAACGCUCUUUCCUACACUUGGGGUUUGGAUCAAAGAGGUCCAACCACGAGCUGGGCCAUCCAGAUUGGGGAACAGUACCUCUCAGCAUUGAGAUCGAGAGGCACUUUGCUAGAUGGUACUUGGUGGUGGAUUGAUUCGAUUUGCAUUGACCAAAAAAACGUUCACGAGAGAGAUGAGCACGUGCGACGUAUGAAAACGACCUAUCAGAAAGCCCAGAAAGUAAUUGUGUGGUUGGGCGAACAAUCGGACGACAGCGAAUGUGCUCUAGACUUUAUCUGCUUGCUCGAUGAGAUGAGUCGAGCGAGGCACAGUAAUGAAGAUGUGCGUAUGAGUCUACAAAAGGACCAGUAUCACGCACAGUGGAUCGCACUCCAAAGAUUCUUUCUCCGGAAGUGGUGGACUAGAAUCUGGACGAUACAAGAAUUUGUGAUACCGUCAGCUAUUACAUUCUGGUGUGGACCGCGACAUAUCAGCAUAGACGCUAUAUAUGCUGCUCUGACCGAGGCAGACAUAUGUAGCUCAAAUAGGUUCAAGGGUACAAUCGCCUUUCACCACGCAUGGAACAGAAUAAGAGCAUGGCUGUUGUACAAGUUUGUGCCUAGGCCGGGCCUUUCUCUCCUAGCUUUGGCAGCCUACUUUUGUAUCAAUGAGGCCACGGAUGAUCGAGAUCGGCUGUAUGGCCUCACCGGACUAUCCACCGAGGAUCAUGCUCUCGAUAUCGAUUACUCCUGUAGUGUUGACGAAGUCUACCUGCGCUUUGCACAAUCCUUCAUCACGCAACACAAGUCGUUGGAUAUAAUAAGCUUUGCUUCUUUAUUCAUCGCUACACCUGGUUCCUCGCUACCGUCCUGGGUCCCCGACUGGCGGACAAAAACUGAACCUUUCGUCGUUCCAUUGAUGACUAGUCAAAGUUCAAAUAACUUCGUGGGAAACCUUCGACCCCCGCAAGCCCUUGGGUAUAGCAACAAAUCAACUCAAUACUCCGCAUCUGGGUCCAGAGUCGCCGUGUACAACUUUGAGGGCGUGACACUCCUCGCUCAAGGAUGCAUCAUCGAUGUAAUCGAUGGAUUGGCAGGAUCUCGAACUCUCAAGUUCGUCCAAAGCUCGGGUCAACACGCGCAGUUCUCCGCUGCAUCCUGCUCACCCAAGAAUAAUCUUAUGAGUGUUUGUAGAAGCUUGGUCCUCGAUCGCAAGGAUCGAUAUCUGCGAUUUCCUAUGCCUAUGAAACAGUUCUAUCACGACUUCAUUCGCUUGUGUCUACUUCUCAUAUCAGGAUCAGAACACCCCGUUCACAAGGAGUUCGAGGAUUGGUUCCAAUUCACACGAUUGCUUCGUAUCCACGGAAACAGCUUUGAGGAAAUCUUACGCGACGUUCAAAAUGACGGUACUGAUGCAUUUGUUGACACAGCUCCGAACCAGGACGAAUACAUCCAAGACUCUUUCUAUGGUCGAUUCUUUGAUAUCGUUGAAAGAAUGUCGCUGCGUUUGAUGACAAGCUGCAACGGCCGUAUUGGAAUGGUUCCACAAAGAGCGAUAAAGGGAGAUUUGAUUUGCGUUCUCUUUGGGUGCAGUGUACCCAUCCUACUCCGGAGAACUGAGCAUAAAGAAGAAUUUAUUGUUAUAGGAGAAUGCUUCGUUGAAAAAUGUAUGGAAGGCGAAGCUCUGGACGAGUGCAAACCUUUGGAGAGAACAUUUCAUAUCAUAUGACAGAAAUUAUUUUAAUGCGAACCGUCGAAG
Messenger RNA from Cucurbitaria berberidis CBS 394.84, 1872 nucleotides. RefSeq lists its product as uncharacterized. The transcript has 2 exons. The record is from RefSeq and is a predicted model, not a curated record. Bases 1 to 1842 code for a protein of 613 amino acids. Lineage: Eukaryota; Fungi; Ascomycota; Dothideomycetes; Pleosporales; Cucurbitariaceae.